This is a messenger RNA of Saccostrea cuccullata (small rock oyster), 1689 nucleotides long. RefSeq lists its product as uncharacterized. Lineage: Eukaryota; Metazoa; Mollusca; Bivalvia; Ostreida; Ostreidae. The transcript has a single exon. Bases 1 to 1689 code for a protein of 562 amino acids. The record is from RefSeq and is a predicted model, not a curated record. Gene Ontology annotation, biological process: protein monoubiquitination. Gene Ontology annotation, molecular function: ubiquitin protein ligase activity; zinc ion binding.
AUGACAGAAAUGCAAUGGCUUAAAACAUGUUUCCGAUGUUCAGAAGGGAUUCGUUAUAUCUGCAAAAAUUGUCAGGACAGUUUUUGUGAAAAAUGUGUUCACGAACAUGUAGAACGAUUAAAACAUGUUCAACAUUCCAUAGUUCUGUACAGAUACAAGAACUCUAAAAUGGACAUUCCAUCCUGCAACAAACAUCCUUGCUACAAACUUGAUACUUUCUGUCGACGAUGUCUUGUUCCUCUUUGUCUGAAAUGUUGGACCUACUCUAAAACACAUGCCAAUCACACAUUUGGUUACAUGACAGAGUUAAUUGAUAUCAGAAAAGAAGAAAUCUUAUUCGAGUCAAACAACUUACAGUCGGUUAUUAUUCCAAACCUGCUAAACAAAAGCAUUUCUCUAGAAAAGGAGUUGACAGAGGCAGAAAAUGAAUUUGAUGAUGCAUUGAAGAACAUGGAGGAAACAAAAUGCUUCAUUCUAGAAGAUAUAAAUGAAGUGUUUACAGAUCUGCAGAAAAGAACUAAUAAAAAGAAGGAAAAUGUGUUAUCUAUAUUCAGGAACAAGGCCGUUCACGUAAACGAUGCUCACUCCAAAGCAUUGCAAGUGCUUCACAGAAACCAUUCAAUUGUUCAGCUGGAAGAAGAUAAUGGUUUACAAAAGAUACUAAGAUACAAAGCGCAUGAUGAAACAUGUUUCUCAACUUAUGGACCCCAUUUGGAUAAAGUUCAUAAUGAUCUUGAUGUCCCUAUUGUUGUGCAAGGCAAAUCCUUGAAUGUGGUACAAGAGGUCCAAUCUGGUGGGUUCGGAAGCCUUGUGGUUGACCUCCAAUAUAGUUCUACAGAAGACGUGUCCAUCCCUGGUGGUAGUGGAUUGCUGAAAAAAGCUUUCGUGAUAAAAACAAUUCAAACCAAAGAAAGAAACAUUUUGCGCUUUGUGUAUUACAAAUCAGGUAUAUGGAUAUGUAAUCAUAAUUCUGUGAUUUCUUAUGCAGAUAUUAAUAGACGUUCGUCUGAAAAUCCAGAUAUUCAAAUAGCAUGUCCAAAAAGACCACAUGACAUUACGGUAUUCAAUAACGAAAUAUGCUAUAGCUGUGGAAGUGAAGGGGUUUUCAUUGUGGAAAUUGGAGAGUCGAAACUGUGUCUUUCAAUUCCUGAAUGGCUAGCCGAAGGAUUGUGUGCAACAAAUAAAAAUGAGCUUCUUGUUUGUGUCUCCAAUUCUUGGUCACAAGAAAUUAAAAUUAUCAGAUGUGAUGCAUCGAGGGACAAAUCAAAAUUAAAGAUAACUCAAGAAAUUCAAUUCAAUGGAGAACAACCUUUAUUUCAAUUCGGAGAAUACGAACUCUUCAUAGCUGAAAACAAAAAUGAAGACAUUUGUGUCUCUGACACAAAUGCUGAUGCAGUCAUCGUCGUCGACAAAUUUGGAAAAUUAAGAUUCAAGUACCAAGGAGAAGUUAUGUUUGAUAAAAUAUUAUUUAGACCUGAUCAAAUCAUCACGGACUCUCUUUGUAAUAUUAUUGUAACUGAUUAUAUGAACAACUGUUUGCAUAUUCUUGAUCAAAAUGGUUUAUAUCUAAAAUGUGUGGACAAUUGUGGAUUAGACUUUCCCAUACCUAUCGAUAUUGACGAGGAAGGUGAUCUGGUUGUUGGGAACUACCUCACCGGGCAGAUUAAAGUGAUACGAUAUCGAAUUUGA